AUGGCACUCAUGAUGAGAGCCUCCUUGGAGGUGGUGGCAGCCAACCAAACAGGACAGUUGUACAACUGUGUGUAGUACCGCACUGGUACAUACCAGCCCAUCUCACUGCACAUGAUCCUCCCAGAGCCUGUGAACAUAUCCAUAGGCUUGUCACUGGUGCCCACCACCAACUCCUCCUGGAUGCUGGUAAGACUGUGGCCUACUAUGCACAGAGCCUGUGGGGAGAAUAUGUAUGCAAAAGGCUCCUGCCUCCUGUUGGACUACCACCUGCUGCAGAUCCCAGCUGCCCUGCCAGAGUGUCCAAAUCAAGACAUGGACAUCGUCUUUCUGAUAGAUGGCUCUAGCAGCAUCGACAGAAGUGACUUUGAACAGACGAGGGACUUUGUCAGAGCUGUGAUGGACCAGUUUGAGGGGACCAAAGUCCUGUUCUCUCUGAUGCAGUACUCAAACCUCCUGGAGAUCCACUUCACCUUCACCUCAUUCAGUCAGAAAGUAGGAGAUGCUUUCCAGGAAUCCACUGCCAAACAAAUGCUGAGCACCAUUGGCUCAGCACCCCCGCAGUACCACAUGUUCAUGGUGGACAACUUUGCAGUGCUUGGUAGCAUCCAGAAGCAGCUGAAGGAGAAGAUCUUUGCAGUUGAGGAAACCCAGCUGAAGACAAGUAGCUUCUUCCAGCAUGAGAUGUUUCAAGAAGGCUUCAGUUCAGUACUCAUAAUGGAUGGACCAGUUCUGGGGGCUGUAGGGAGCAUCAGCUGGUCUGGAGGUACCUUCCUGUACCCCCCAAAUCUGAGCCCCACAUUUGUCAACAUGUCUCAGGAGAAUGUGAACAUGAGGGACUCUUACCUGGGUUACCCCACGGAGUUGGUCCUUUGGAAGGGGCUGCAGAGCCUGGUCCUGGCUGCCCCUCACCACCAGCACACUGGAAAGGCUGUCAUCUUCAUCCAGGUGUUGAGGUGAUGGAUGCUGCAGGCCGAAGUCACAGGGACCCAGGUUGGCUCCUGCUUCAGGGCCUCCCUCUGCUCCGUGGAUGUGGACAGAGAUGGCAGCACUGACCUGGUCCUCAUCGGGGCCUCUCAUUUCUAUGGAUGGACCUGGGGGGUGUCUUAUGCCCCUGGCUCCGGGGGGCGGGCCAAGUGGCAGUGUCAGGCUGCUCUCCAUGGGGCAGGGCAUCCUUGGGGAAGCUUUGGAGCAACCCUGACAGUGCUGGACGUGAAUGAGGAUAAGAUGACAGACGUGGCCAACAGGGUGCCCAGGGAGAAGGAGAACCGGGGUGCAGUCUACCUAUUUCAUGGAGCAUGGACUGGGAUCAGCCCCUCCCACAGCCAGCAGAUCACAGGUUCCCAUCUCUCUCCCAAGCUCCAGUAUCUUGGGCAGUUGCUGAGUAGGGGUCAGGACCUCACCCAGGAUGGACUGGUAGACUUGGGCAUGGAGGCCCAGGGCUACAUGCUAUCCCUGCUUGCACCCCUCAGGAGUCAGCCUGUGCUGAAAGUCAGGGUAGCCGUAAGAUUCACUCCCAUGGAGGUUGCUAAGGCUGUGUGCCAGUGCUGGGAAGAGGUGCCCACCACCCUGGAAGCAGAUGCCACAGUCUGUCUCACUACCUACAAACUCCCCUUUGAGAAGAACUGUGGACAAGAUCGCCUCUGUGAAGGAGAUCUGAGCAUCAACCUUAGCUUCUCAGGUCUUGUCCUUCCCCUUUCAGCCUGCACACUAAUGCUGGGGAGCUCCCUGGAGCUCAGUGUGACAAUGACUGUGUGGAAUGAGGGUGAAGAUUCUUAUGCAACCGUGAUCAACUUCUACUACCCACUAGGGCUGUCCUAUCAGCGGGUGUUAGGGACCCAGAACCAACCUCAUCAGUCCCCACUGCACCUGGCUUGUGAGGCAGUACCCCAGAGCGAAGACCUGAGAAGCAGCAGCUGCAGUUUCCAAGAGGGCAGUGAAGGCAUCUUCAUAGUCACAUUCAAUGUCUCUCUCAAGGCCACCCCGGGAGACAAGCUGCUUCUGGUGGCCAAUGCAAGCAGGUGAGCCCAGAAUAAUAAGCCUACAACCAACAAGACCACCUUUCUGGAACUCCCAGUGAAAUAUACUGUUUACAGGGUACGCAGCAGGCAGGAAGAAUCCACCAUGUACUUCAACUUUACAACUUCUGAUGAGAAGAGCAGGGAAGAGGCCAAGCACAGAUAUCAUGCGAAUAACCCGAGUCAGUGGGAUAUGGCCGUCAGCAUUAAUUUCUGGGUUACCAUCCUGCCGAACAGUGUGGCUGUGUUGGUUGUGGCUGUGGUGGCCCCUUCACAAGUUCUCCCCUGUACGUCAGAGAGGGAACAACUUCAAUAUUCUGACUUCCUGACCAAGAUUCCAAGGAGCCCCAUGUUGGACUGCUCCGUUGCUGUCUGCCUGAGGUUCCACUGUGACAUCCCCUGCUUCAGCAUCCAGGAGGAACUUGACUUCAUCCUGAAGUGUACGUAACUUCAUCUUUGGCUAGGUCAACCAGGUAUGCUGCAGAAUGUAUUGGCUGUGAGUGUGGCUGAAAUCACAUUUAACAGAUCUGUGUAUUCCCAGCUUCCAGGACAGGAGGCAUUUAUGAGAGCCCAGAUGGAGACAGUGCUGGAGGAGUGUGGAGUCUACAAUCCUAUUCCUCUCAUCACUGGCAGCUGUAUGGGAGGACUGCUGCUGCUGCUGGAUCUCAUCACAGCUACACUGUACAAGCUGAGUAUUUUCGUCCCACUCUUGACACCACCAGCAUCCAACCUGAGCCCUCCCGCAGAUAGGAGAGUAUAG
Molecule: messenger RNA, 2775 nt
Organism: Trichechus manatus latirostris (Florida manatee)
Lineage: Eukaryota; Metazoa; Chordata; Mammalia; Sirenia; Trichechidae
Product: integrin alpha-D
Biological process (GO): cell-cell adhesion; integrin-mediated signaling pathway; cell adhesion mediated by integrin
Cellular component (GO): integrin complex; external side of plasma membrane
Molecular function (GO): integrin binding
Source: RefSeq, a predicted model, not a curated record